AUGUCGGCUCCUAUGAUAAAUUGGGUUCCUAUUGUGAACAGAAUCUAUAAAUAUGUCGCGAACACUACUAUUGGUUCAUCAACACAAUCAAUCACUCUUCCAUCAGUUGAGAUUCAUGAUAUUGAAACAGCUCCAGAGAAAAGACCAAGAACUUUGAAGCAUCUUUUAAAAUCGAAUCAUAUUAACCAUUCAAUCCUCUACAACUAUAAUCGAUUCCACAACCAUUUACCACAUCAUCUUGGAUCUGCCUAUCUUCUAGGAGCAGAUUAUGACCAGUUACAAAGAGUUUAUGCUGAAGAAUCAAAAGUUCUUGAGGAAUGGCAGGAUUCUCCCGGGGAGAUUACCGAUGCGGAUUGGAGGGAUUUCUUAGGCGAGAAGGUAUAUCAAAGGGCAUAUGUUGAUUUUUUUGAGGAUGAGCUUGCUCUGAAAUUUAGUUAUGAUUGGAAGGCUUUGGUGGAGGAGUAUCUUUACAGUGGUGAAGCUCCUCUUGUCAAUGGUUUGACUUCAGGACUCGGCCACCCCCUUAUUCAUCUCGGUUACGCAGUCGAAUUGAAUAGCCGCGAAUUAGCCAUCGAAGCCCUCUCCCUCACAUCGACCUGCUAUAAUUUCAUGCAUAAAUACCUCGAUGAUCCAUCUUAUACUAAAGCCUCUACCUAUAGCACAACCUCGCCCUUAGAAAUUCUUCACAAAAUACAUGCCGACUCUCGGUUAGAUGGAGUUUUAGAUGAACCAUCGCCCUCCAACAUAACCAAGCUUUUCGAGAAACAUGAGGACUUCAUACUAGAGCAUUGGAACGCAUGGAGCAUUACCGAUCCCGAAAAACAGUUUCGUGAUUCGCAAGAAGCUGCUGUAAAUUUGCUUGUGCAGACCGUUAAACCUGGUACUCACGCAUACGACUUCUUUGUGGUACACAUCCUCACCACUAGCCAUGCCGUUCGAAUUCUUCUUCCUUUCGUCCCACCAAAAUUUCAAGUAGGUUUGAUACGUCAGUGGUGGUUAUUCACAAUCGCCGUAUACUGUGCACAGAUGAGACCGAAAAUAAACGAGGACAUUGAGCAGAAACCAGGCAAAGGAUGGAAAUAUGUGGAAGAUAAAGCUAUCAAUGGUGUAUGGUCAACUGACCCACAUUAUGUGAAAGCAAUACGAGCAAUUAGGGAAGCAGCUUUUACUUGGGGGGAUGUACAUGAGAGGUAUUUGUCCAUGGCAGUCACAUUUGCGGAUGAUUUUAAUGGAUGGACUGGAUUCGGGAGUUCUGAGUCUGAUAGCAUUGGCGGGCAUCAUUAA
Messenger RNA from Sclerotinia sclerotiorum 1980 UF-70, 1284 nucleotides. RefSeq lists its product as hypothetical. Bases 1 to 1284 code for a protein of 427 amino acids. The transcript is spliced from 2 exons. The record is from RefSeq and is a predicted model, not a curated record. NCBI's taxonomy places the organism in Eukaryota, Fungi, Ascomycota, Leotiomycetes, Helotiales, Sclerotiniaceae. Gene Ontology annotation, molecular function: oxidoreductase activity.